AUGAGCGUAUACAAACCUGAAGAUGAGCAGAAUCAGCAUCAGGAGAGCCAGGUGCCACUUGAAGCUAUCACGCCUAGACCGCUUGUUUUCCCACCAUUGACACAUCAACGACUGGAGAACUGUUCCUUUUCAGCCUGGUAUCCAAUUUUUCGAGCCAAUACCAUAAAGUCGAAAAUCAUUGCUCUACCAGAGGAUUUUAUUUCAUAUCUGAACGCAGAUGGUGUUUUUAUUCCUGGGCAAAGAACAUUUCGACAGGCAACUACAAAUGAUAACGAUAGUAGUGACGAUGAUAAUGACGAUGAUGAGGAGAUACAGGUCCCAUUACCCUCUUUCCCUACAUUAGAACGAGAAAUUGAAAAAACGAUCGAAGAUCUUGGAGGAGAAGUAUUUCCAAAGCUCAACUGGAGUUCGCCUCGAGAUGCUAGUUGGAUCGCGCCUACCAACACUCUUAAAUGCCAUAACGCUGCUGAUAUCUUUUUAUUGCUGAAAUCGUCAGAUUUUGUGGCUCAUGAUCUUGCACAUGCUUAUGAGGAUUGUUCAGAUGGCGCGCCCCUGACGACAAGGAAGGAUCACAUCAUUACCAAAAAGGCUGCAGAGGUUGAUGUUGAUGCUGAUGUUGCUGUUGGUGUACGGCAAAGACCCGAGACCAUAGAGCUGGUUCUUCGAAAGUGGUUUGAUUUGGCGCCUUCAAUGGAAUUUAGAUGUUUUGUCAAAGGUCAUCAGCUGGUAGGCGUCUCACAACGGGAUAUGACCUAUUAUGACUUCCUGAAGGGCAUCAAGGACGAAUUGGAACAAAAGAUCAUUGCCUUUUAUGAAGAGAAGAUCAGGAAUAAAUUCCCGGAUCCUGACUAUACAUUUGAUGUGUACAUCACCAGGAAUAGAGAGCGGAUCUACGUGAUUGAUUUUAAUCCAUUCGCCCAAAAGACAGACUCUCUAUUGUUUGAAUGGGAGGAACUCGUUUCAGCCAAAGAACGUCUCCCUCUAAGGCUUUUAGCUUCCGAGGCAGCUGGUCAACAUAUGAAGCAACCUUUUGCCUUCAAUCGCUAUCCAUCUGAUGUUACGGAUCUGUCCAAUGGUCAAACAGUGGCUGAUUUCGCAGAGGCAUUUUAUAAAAAGGUGCAGGCCGCCAAUGAAAAAUGAUUUUUAUUUUUAUUUUUUAUUUUUUUAUUAUUAUAAUUAUUGUUCCCUAUUGCUCAAGGUUUGCUGCUUCAGUCCACG
This is a messenger RNA of Lobosporangium transversale, 1218 nucleotides long. Its product is annotated as D123-domain-containing protein. The coding region runs from base 1 to 1140 and encodes 379 amino acids. The transcript is spliced from 4 exons. NCBI's taxonomy places the organism in Eukaryota, Fungi, Mortierellomycota, Mortierellomycetes, Mortierellales, Mortierellaceae. Gene Ontology annotation, cellular component: cytoplasm. The record is from RefSeq and is a predicted model, not a curated record.